CACAGAAAUUGUACAUUUUUAACAAAACUCUCGAGACCGGAUAUGUCAGAGUGUAAACUCUAUACUGUUUAUGUACUAAUAAUUCUUUUGGUUGCACUUACAAUUUUCACUAUUCGAUAUGUCUGGAAGUCUUCGCUUCAGUACGGGAAAUUUCUAGUUCGGGACAAGUCUGUAACAUAUGUCUCAGCUAAGAUUGGAUGGUUUCUAAUGGAGCUGCCAUCGUUUCUUGUACCUGUGCUAUUGCUUUAUCAAUCGGAUAGCCUGGACAGUAUGGGGAGCAAACUCCUCUCGUUUAUGUUCUGUGCGCACUACUUUCAUAGGACAUUUAUCUAUGCAGUUAGAAACAAUGGAAGUCCUAAAGCUCUCCACAUCUUUCUCUGUGGUUGUUUAUUCUGCACUCUUAAUGGCUACCUUCAGGGACACAGCAUGAUCUACUGCACUCACUAUGAUGACAACUGGACCACUGACUUCAGAUUUAUCUCAGGUGUUGCGCUAUAUUUAGUGGGUAUAUCAAUUAACAUUCACAGUGACUACAUAUUACUGGCCCUAAGGAAACCUGGUGACAUGGGAUAUUAUAUUCCUCAAGGUGGGUUGUUUGAAUAUGUCACGGCAGCCAAUUACUUCGGUGAAAUAGUGGAGUGGUUUGGUUAUGCCAUUGCAACUUCUACUUUGCCAGCCUUUAUUUUUGCCAUUUACACUGCCAGUUAUUUGGGAAUAAAUGCUUGGAAUCAUCACAGAUACUAUCUGGAAAAGUUUGAAGACUACCCAAAAUCAAGGAAAGUUCUGAUUCCUCUCAUAUUUUGACAUAUAGACAUCUGGAAAUAACUAGAUUAAACUCAGGAUACAAGCUUCAGAUCAAACCUGAUAUUUUGAAAAUCAAAAUUAAAGUUACAAGGGAUAUUUGACUUGAUUGUACGCUUUUUCUAACAGAUUUAUAUGGUUAUAUAUUAUAAUUGAUGACUACUGGUGAUAAAAAAUAGACAUUUUUUUCAAUACCCAUACACAGUCAAGUGCCAGGUUCUUUCAGUUUUGAGAAACCAUCAGAUCAAUAAAGAACUUCUCACCUACAGUUUGGUCUUGAAUUUCCUCAGGAGCUCACAGUGGGAGAUUGAAGGAACUGCUGGGUCAGCAGCAUAAUUGGCUUUACUUUAAAUUUAAGUUUUUAACUGACAUUUCAGCAAUCAGCUCACAUUGGUGGUGCCUACUUAGGUCUAGCUGUGAUUCGGUGAUAACACUGUCACCCCUGAGUCAGAAGAUCAAGGAGCUUGAGGACAAAUUCUAGGUUAACUCUCCAGUGCAGUACUGAGAUCUUUCAGAUGCUAUAAAAGAUUCCAGGGCACAUUUUUGAAGACCAGAAGGGUUAUCCCUAGUGUUCUGACCAAUAUCUAUACCUCAAACACACCUGAAAAGAAAGGUUAUCUCGGUGCUUUUUGUGCAAGCUCGCUGUUUGGAAAUUGGCUCCUGCGCUCCCUAAAUUACAACAGUGACUACACUAUAUAAAAUAUUUCAUUCGCUCUCAAGUGAUUUAGGAUAUCUUGAGAUCGUGAAACAUGCUAAGGAAAUUCAAGUCACUGUUUAGAUUUUUACUUGCCAGUAGAUUAAGUGGUGUACCAGGCAGCACUGAUAUGGCAGGUUCCAUUGAAGUCUGAGAGGCUUUGGUGUACAGAGUUGCUGUCUCUGGGCUCUGCCCCUUUGCCUCCUAAGGGCUGGAUGGAGGUUUUUGCCUCUUACAAUACAACAGGAAACCCUUUGAAAUGGUAGAAACUUGGUGCAAUUGGGACUUUACCAUUCUCCUCGGGGUUCUGUCAGUUACACACUGAAAUCUGCUGAUAGACUUACAGAAUCCCCACAAAUCAUAGGCUCACGGUAUACAAAUUAUGUAAAUUAUUUUUCCAUAGAAAGAAUUAGCAGGAAAGAGUUGUUUUUGAUUUUAAUAUUUUUAAGCAAAUAGUAUUCUCAAAGGCAUCUAGGUAAAAGAUGAUUAUUGAGCUAAAUGGAUGUUGUUUAUUCAUAGAUGAGACAAACGGUUAUUUCUUAGCUUGUCUUCAGAAAGAAAUGAAGAGAUUGAUUGACUGAAUAUUUAAUUAACUUAUGUGGCAUUUUUCCUGACCCAAAAAACUUAACAGUCCAUGAAGUACUUUUGGGGCAGAAUCAGCCAUGGGUCAGAAUACAUUACACUGCACUCUUAACUAAAUUAGAGGCUUUACAGGAACCAAUCCAAAAUUACCCUCAACUUCCAAUGGGUUCACUUCUCCCCAUUUCACUGAGUCAUAGGUUGAAAGCCGUUUCCCUCAGUUUUCUGAGGAUCCCUGAACCAACUUUCAGCAGCAAAGUUCACUCCAGCAAUUCCUUCUCCAGACCAAAUCUCUUAGUGUCUUUAAAUUUCCAUGGGUUCCUUCUUAAGUCUAGUAAAAUUAUGACCUGAUUGGGGAAAUAUUCAUUGUUUUUGCAAUACCAUGUGAAGACAUGUUGUACUGUUUGAAUAAAUUAAAUCUGAUCAUAACUGUACAUUUUUUAGUAUCCUUGCUCUGCAUGUUCAUUCACUCUGAAAUAAAACAGUUCAUUGAUUCAUAUCAAA
Molecule: messenger RNA, 2578 nt
Organism: Carcharodon carcharias (great white shark)
Lineage: Eukaryota; Metazoa; Chordata; Chondrichthyes; Lamniformes; Lamnidae
Product: 3-oxo-5-alpha-steroid 4-dehydrogenase 2-like
Exons: 5
Coding region: 43-804 (253 amino acids)
Biological process (GO): steroid biosynthetic process
Cellular component (GO): membrane
Molecular function (GO): 3-oxo-5-alpha-steroid 4-dehydrogenase activity
Source: RefSeq, a predicted model, not a curated record